Plasmopara halstedii is the source of this 366-nucleotide messenger RNA. RefSeq names its product Ribonuclease P/MRP protein subunit. NCBI's taxonomy places the organism in Eukaryota, Oomycota, Peronosporomycetes, Peronosporales, Peronosporaceae. The record is from RefSeq and is a predicted model, not a curated record. The transcript is spliced from 3 exons. Gene Ontology annotation, cellular component: ribonuclease P complex. The coding region runs from base 1 to 366 and encodes 121 amino acids. Gene Ontology annotation, biological process: tRNA 5'-leader removal.
AUGCCGCAUCAAAAGUUCUCAUUGAUUGAGGAGCGCAACUAUAUAAAGAUUGCCAUAUAUUUCGAGAAUUCGGAUGAUCACGUCGAUGUGAAGCAGCUCAAGUUUUUUCUUGACAAUACGUUAAAGACGGCGUUCGGUAUAAUUGGUGCUUCAGUUAGUGAUUUCGACAUUCUUUCUUUGAGAAAAAAGUCUGCAAAUAGUAAUGAGCCCAUCACGGUAUUGUUACGAGUCCACUGUGACGGACUCAAGACAUUGUGGGGUGCCAUUACCAUGUGCACGACCCUCAACGAUAUAUGUAGUCAAGCAGGGCCAUGGAUUGUAAACUUAGUGACAAUAGAUUGCACCAUUCAAACGUCUAUAUCUUAG